GCUUCCGAGACUGAGCUGAGAUGUUUGAAAGGUCGGACACUCUUGACCAUGAAAUAUGUUCUCCUCACGUGCCUUCCAAAGUUCUGUGCCCUAGAGUCAGGGAUUCCACUCUUCCUGGAGCUAAGCGUGGGGCCAGCUGAAUGUAGUGGCUUCGACUACAGGCCAUCGAAUGCUCUUUGCAGCUUGUUGCCGUUACUUUAAAGUGAAAUCAGACUCACACUCCGGUCUAGUUCCUGUGUUUUAAACUUUACACCAAACUUGGUAGUACUUAUGGAGGGAAAGGGUUACUCGCCUCUUUCCUCUUGCAGAGGAACUGAAAUGGGUUGAGACGGUGACUCAGUCAACGUUGUUUCCAUUCAUUCCCAGAGGCAGCCCUCCUGGGGGAAGGCUGAUAGGAGUUUAAAGGCUUGUGGUGGCCGGUGCACAAAGCGCUCCCGGCGCCAGCAGCGCCCCUUGCCUGUUGGAGACCACUUAGGUACCGAAGCGGACGGGGCGGCUGGAUUCAGGAAGCCAUGAAUCAUGUCACCAGGAGGCAGCUGCAGACUUUAAACUCUGUUCAGCAUGUGGAAGCGGCAGAGAAAUGACCUGUCCAGACAAGCCGGGGCAGCUCAUAAACUGGUUUGUCUGCUCCUUGUGCGCCCCACGAGUGUGUAAGCUCUGGAGCAGUCGGCGUCCCAGGACCAGACGGAACCUCCUGCUGGCCACUGCCUGCGCCAUCUACCUGGGCUUCCUGGUGAGCCAGGUGGGCAGGGGAUCCUUCCUGCACGGGCAGACAACUGACAGCGGGCCACCCCGCAGCGACCUCUCUAAGGUACCCUUCCCGGAGAUCCCCCUGGAUGGGACCCUGGCCCCUCCAGAAUUGCAGGGCAAUGGGAGUACGCUGCAGCCCAAUGUGGUGUACAUUACCCUACGCUCCAAGCGCAGCAAGCCAGCCAAUAUCCGCGGCACGGUGAAACCCAAGCGCAGGAAGAAGUAUGCAUCUCUAGUCCCUGCUCAGGAGGCGCUGGUUAAACCAUCCCUUACACUGCAGGAAGUUCCACGGGCAGCAGAUGCUGAAGUACCUGGCUAUGUUCCAGGUUACCUGACCAAGGCUGGAGAACGACCCUGGAGGGUCCUGCGUGGUCCUGGAGUCAGAGCCGGGGGUUCAAAUUUGCGGCAACCUAGAGUGCGAGAGAGCAACAUUAGGAUUUACAGCGAGAGCGCCCCCUCAUGGCUGAGCAAAGAUGACAUCCGCAGAAUGCGCCUGCUGGCUGAUGCUGAGGUGGUGAGCAUCCUGCCAGUGGUCUCUAAGAGUGGUGCCCGCUUGCUGGUGUUGGAAGGGAGCACCACAGGCUCUGAGUCUAGCUGCGGGCCUAGCCCCUGUGGACUACUCAAGCAGCCCCUGGACAUGAGUGAAGUGUUUGCCUUCCACCUGGACAGGAUCCUGGGUCUCAACAGGACCCUGCCAUCCGUGAGCAGAAAAUCAGAGUUCAUCCAAGAUGGCCAACCUCGUCCUUUCAUUCUCUGGGACUCCUCCCUAGCAUCUGCAAGCAACGAUAGCCAUUCUUCUGUGAAGGUCACCUGGGGAACUUAUCAGCAGUUGCUGAAACAGAAGUGCUGGCUGAAUGGCCGCAUUCCCAGACCUGAAUGGGGCUGCACAGGAAUCCAUCACCACGAGUGGUCCAAGAUGGCUCUCUUUGAUUUUUUGUUACAGAUUUAUAAUCGCUUAGAUACAAAGUGCUGUGGAUUCAGACCUCGCAAGGAAGACGCCUGUAUGCAGAAUGGACUAAGGCCAAACUGUGAUGACCAAAAUUCUGUGACUUUAGCACACAUUAUCCAGCGAAAGAAUGACCCCAGGCAUUUGGUCUUCAUAGACAAUAAGGGCUUCUUUGACAGAAGUGAAGACAACUUAAACUUCAAAUUGCUGGAAGGCGUCAGAGAGUUUCCCGAAUCGGCAGUUUCUGUGCUGAAGAGCCAGCACUUACGGCAGAAACUCCUUCAGUCUCUGUUCCUUGAUCGGGUUUACUGGGAAAGUCAAGGAGGCAGGCAAGGCAUGGAGAAGCUUAUCGACGUGAUCGAGCAGAGAGCCAGAAUCCUUCUCACUUACAUCAAUGCACACGGGGCCAGAGUUGUGCCUAUGAACGACUGACAAGGGCUUUCUGCCUUGCGGGCUGAUUAGUGUGACAUUUACUUUUUCUUAAAUAAAGGAUAUUCACCUCAUGUGUUGCUAGGAGUGAGGUAGCAGACUGGAAACAGGAAACGGUCCCAGUACGUAUCAUGGACCAAGUUAAAAAGUUCUCUAGAUUUGAGAAGUAUGCAGAUUCAGGAAGUUUUGGAAUAACAUAUCAACUGCAAAAUGCCUGAUUUUUUUUUUUUUUCUUUUGCCUAAAACUCUGGCUUGUGUGUGUCUCAGCAUGGCUAUUCCACGGUGACUAUUACUGAUAUUUAAACCAUUCUCAUGCCAUUUGCCUGAGCUGACCAACGGCUGGUAGAGAGUUGACUGACAUUCUCCUUUGCCGAUUGUCACCACACCCUUCUCAACCCUCCGCGGAGGCAAUUUGACACCAGGAAAUUGAGGCGAGCGAUCUGCAAAAGCAGCAAUCCUAAAACACCUUCCAAGUAGACAUGGUAGUGGGUUUACUACAAAUGUGCAGUAUAUUCUGUGGAGUCUAAAAACAACCAGCUAUAUCUGAUCAACAAAAAGCCUACAUCCAUCCCUGUUAAGAAAUUCACUGCCGGCCUAGAAAGAUCCCUGCACAACAAUUUGCAUUGGUUUACUUUGCUGUCUCAGUUUUGAUCCAAUUUGUGCCUGGUGGAUAGGAAACUAAAAAGUUAUGAGACAGGAUAUUACCUAUUUGAAAGUUUAUUUGUAAAGUCUCUUAAUGUUCCUAUUGGUUAGCUGGAUUUUAAAGAAAAUGUUAAGGUCUCAUUUUGUCCAGGCUGGCUUUGAAGUCCUUAUGCAUCCGAGGAUGACCUUGGUCUUCUGAUGUGCUGUCUCUCAAUUGUUGGGACCUGUUACACACCUGUAAAGGUGUGUAAAACCAUGCUCAGCAUCAAACUUGGGGCUUCAGUCAUGCUAGAAAGGCACUGCAUGACUCCCAUAACCCCAGCCCACUUUAAUGAAUGUUUAACAUUUGUCAUUUUAUAAAGGGUAUGCUGUAAUUUCUAUAGUUUUUCAAAUUUCUCUGUGUAGUUAGGUUUUAUCUAAUUUAGCUGAUGUUAUCUAGGUAUUGGUCUACAUAGUGAUAUCCUUCUGAAAUGUGCCCCCCCUUUACAAAAGCAGAUUGACUGACUUCCCUUUCCCCUUUGGAAAAUUAAAAAUAAAAAGCUACAAAUUUUUA
Messenger RNA from Psammomys obesus (fat sand rat), 3320 nucleotides. It is a transcript of the gene Gask1b, whose product is annotated as golgi associated kinase 1B. The record is from RefSeq and is a predicted model, not a curated record. Gene Ontology annotation, cellular component: Golgi apparatus. Lineage: Eukaryota; Metazoa; Chordata; Mammalia; Rodentia; Muridae. The transcript has 5 exons. The coding region runs from base 581 to 2128 and encodes 515 amino acids.